Striga hermonthica is the source of this 2457-nucleotide messenger RNA. NCBI's taxonomy places the organism in Eukaryota, Viridiplantae, Streptophyta, Magnoliopsida, Lamiales, Orobanchaceae. The record is from the annotation of a GenBank genome assembly.
AUGGCAAAUCCUCAUACAUUGGCGGCUAGUCCGAGUAAUCUCUACCUGCCUAUCGACAGCAGAAACAGGUUUAUGUGCCGGGACGCCGUUGGCGUUCUAACUAAAGCAAGAGGCCACGGGAAGAAGAAGAAAUGCGUGCUUAGAGAGGAUCUCAGUGGGUGCGGAAAGAGGGUUUCUCCGGCGGGACAGUCAUGGAGGUUGUGUGCUGCGGCAGAGCUUCGUGUUGUUCAGGAGAACUCCGGCAAAAGCAUUAGUGUGCAGAAUCAGCUGUUGUUUAUUGAAAUUCCCGUCACGUGCUACCAGAUCAUCGGUAUCCAUGAUCAAGCAGAGAAAGAUGAGAUCGUUAAGUCAGUGAUGCAUCUAAAAAAUGCAGAGAUUGAAGAGGGAUACACCAAAGAUGCUGUUAUAUCUCGCCAGGAUCUUCUAGUGGAUGUGAGAGAUAAACUUCUUUUUGAACCAGAAUAUGCUGGAAAUUUCAAAGAUAAGCAACCUCCUAAAUCUUCUCUUAAAAUUCCUUGGCCUUGGUUGCCUGGUGCUCUCUGUCUUCUUCAGGAGGUUGGAAAUGAGAAGCUUGUGUUAGAAAUUGGACGAAAAGCACUUCAACAUCCAGAAUCAAAGCCAUUUGUUCAUGAUUUGCUUUUAUCCAUGGCACUUGCAGAGUGUGCAAUUGCUAAAGUUGGCUUUGAGAAGAACAAUAUUGCUCUCGGAUUUGAAGCCCUUGCUCGUGCUCAAUGUCUUCUCCGUAGCAAAGUUUCUCUAGGGAAGAUGACACUGCUGUCACAGAUAGAAGAAUCGUUGGAAGAGCUUGCUCCAGCCUGUACUUUGGACCUUUUAGGAAUGCCUCAUACACCUGAAAAUGCUGAACGAAGACUUGGAGCCAUUGCAGCUUUGCGUGAAUUGCUGAGACAAGGCCUGGAUGUUGAAACUUCGUGUCAAGUUGAAGACUGGCCUUGCUUUCUGAAUCAAGCACUCAGAAAGCUUAUGGCUACUGAAAUAGUCGAACUCAUAUCAUGGGAUACUUUAGCUCUUACAAGGAAAAAUAGAAAGUCGCUUGAGUCGCAGAAUCAGAGGGUUGUCAUUGAUUUCAAUAGCUUCUAUGUGGUUUUGUUAGCUCAUAUUGCCCUUGGAUUUUCAAGCAAGCAAACUGAGCUGAUUACCAAGGCAAAAUCGAUCUGUGAGUGCUUAACUGCAUCAGAAGGCAUUGAUUUAAAAUUUGAGGAGGCCUUCUGUUCUUUUCUUCUCGGGCAGGGUGAUGAAGCAACAGCCACAGAAAGACUGAGGCAACUUGAAUUGGAUUCCAGUGCCAGUUCACAAAAGUCUCUCACUGUGAAGGAAUGCAGAGAAGUUUCUAGUGCUAACAAACCACUGGAAACAUGGGUGAAAGAAGCUGCCCUUGGCUUAUUCCCAGAUACCCGAGAUUGUUCCCCAUCUCUGGCGGAAUUCUUUAUUGGUGAAAAAAGAGCUUCUGGCAAGAGGCUGAAUAAAAAAGACCCACCAGCUUCAUCUAACAUGAGGGCCAGAUCAAUUGCUGGUACCAUUCCACUGGAUCAAAGAGAUGAAGAACCAUUUUCAAUCACAGAAUCUUCGCGACAUCUUGGACCAGCUGUCAAGCAAUUGGCUCCUCCUAAUUUGCAAAAUCCACUAAUAGAGAGCAAGGUCGUUGCUGGAAUCAAUGUAGUUUCACCAUCUAUUCAGUUGAAACGAACUUUAGGUUCGAAGCAGCGUGACGUCUGGAAAACUUGGUUGAGCUUUCGUCACGUUGUUGGAAAGAUGAUAUAUGCUACAGCACUAGGCUGCAUCUUGGUUGUUCUGUUUAAGCUAGUGAACGUGAAAAUGUGGAUACCACGAAAUGGAUCCAGAUGGAGAAUGGAUGGACAAAGUUCUCAUGUGGGCUUCAGAUACGCUGAUGCAAAACUUAAGCAAAGUGGUAUUUCAAGAAACAUCAGGAAAGUCCUUUCGCUUCUGAAAAAUCAGUUGGAGGAGCAACCAGAAUCUGCAGUUUUGCAAACUGCUUCCCUAUCUUCUGGUCUUUCUACUUCAAUAACGUAUAAGCAGCCAAUGCCUGUUGAAGUUGCUGAGGCCCUUGUCAAGCAAUGGCAAACAAUUAAAGCAGAAGCACUUGGGCCUAAUCAUUAUAUUGUUGGACUGGUUGAUAUCCUUGAAGGAUCAAUGCUAGUUCAGUGGCAAGAAUUGGCCAAUGCAGCAAAGGCAAGGUCAUGCUUUUGGAGGUUUGUUCUGCUGCAGUUGACAAUUCUGAACGCAAACAUUUUGAAGGAUGCGACAGGAAAUGAAAUGGCAGAGAUUGAAGUUUUGUUGGAGGAAGCAGCUGAACUGGUCGGUGAAUCCCAACCUAAAAACCCAACUUACUACAGUCCUUAUAAAAUUCGUUAUCUUCUGAAGAGGCAAGAUGAUGGAUCGUGGAGGUUCUCUGAUGGUGAUAUCCUUGCUCCCUCGUGA